Messenger RNA from Mycosarcoma maydis (corn smut), 705 nucleotides. RefSeq lists its product as uncharacterized. Lineage: Eukaryota; Fungi; Basidiomycota; Ustilaginomycetes; Ustilaginales. The record is from RefSeq and is a predicted model, not a curated record. Gene Ontology annotation, biological process: proteasome regulatory particle assembly. Gene Ontology annotation, molecular function: protein binding. Gene Ontology annotation, cellular component: nucleus; cytoplasm. The coding region runs from base 1 to 705 and encodes 234 amino acids. The transcript has a single exon.
AUGUCGGCAGGUCUCAAUGUUGACAUACACAACACAAGUGCAAGUGCAGACACUGAUGUCAGCUCGGUACUUGCGCAGCCGCUUGCUACGUCAGCUGGCGCCGCACGAUCCGAAGCCAUGUCGCUGCUGCAAGUAGAAAAGCAGCUCGACGCAGACAUUGCGCGUCACAUGGACGUUCUGAUUGGGAAUGGGGUGGAUAUGCAUACUGCGUUGAUCGAUGCACAAGGAUUUCCGCUAGCCAACAAGGAUCUGAUGGCAAUCCGAUCGGCCAAGCAACGGAUCAAUGUAUUACGAAACGAUCGGAAAGCGGUAAGGGAGCGGAUCUCGAAGCUGCUCGAAUUGGCGAUCAACGGCGAUGCUGUAGAGCAGACAUCGGCGCGGAGCAAGGCGGAAGCUGGGAAGAGCGAGGAAAGGAAAGCGUUUGCCAAGGUCAACUCGGUAGCAGAGAGCAGUCCAGCGCAGACAGCAGGUUUGAUCGAGGGCGAUCAGAUUAUCCGGUUUGGUUCAGUGACUGCUGCCACCUCGAACGCAUUGGCGGCGUUAGCAGCACCGGGUGCGGUGGUAGAUGGAACGAGCGUUGAAAUUCAAGUCACGAGAAACGGCGAGGCGGUGGAUCUAACGUUGACACCGAGAGCGGGUUGGGGAGGAAGGGGCCUGCUCGGUUGUCACCUCUUGCCCUUGUACACUUUGCCUACACGCCGCUAA